AUGGAGGCCGCGUUGCCCAGCCGUGUUGCGCUCUCCGCGGUGAGCCGCCUCCCGAAUCGCCACGCCGUGGCAGGAGAUAGAUCUUUCAUUUACAAGGGAAGAUGCCAAAGUCUUGCAAUUCCUAUGGCUCUGUCAGCAGCUGCGCCAGGCAAAGGUGGUGUGCUUGAUCGGCCAGUAGAGAAAACUACCCCUGGUCGUCAGUCUGAAUUUGAUGUGAAGAAAUCCCGCAAAAUGUCACCUCCAUACCGCGUCAUUCUGCACAAUGACAACUACAACAGGCGCGAGUAUGUUGUCCAGGUCCUGAUGAAAGUGAUCCCUGGGAUGACCGUCGACAACGCUGUGAACAUCAUGCAGGAGGCCCAUGUGAAUGGGCUGUCAGUGGUGAUUGUCUGUUCCCAGUCCGAGGCUGAGGAGCACUGCACGUCGCUCAGGGGCAACGGCCUCCGAAGCUCGAUCGAGCCUGCGAGUGGUGGCUGCUGA
Miscanthus lutarioriparius is the source of this 480-nucleotide messenger RNA. Lineage: Eukaryota; Viridiplantae; Streptophyta; Magnoliopsida; Poales; Poaceae. The record is from the annotation of a GenBank genome assembly.